AUUUUGUAUGAGUUUUAUCAUCAUCGCACAUUGACAAUUAUUGCAGGGAUAGGUGAAGAGACAGGCGAUUGGUAGUGUAGUGUGUCGCGCUACACUGGUGCUGUGCACGUCUCGUAAGAUUGGAUAUGUAGCGUACGAGAUAUUCAUUUAGUGCAUAUUCAAGACUGUGAUGAGCAUUGGCUAGAUUUGUUGGUGGAUGAUUGUCUGGCCAUCUUGCAGUGAAAUAUUUGGAGCUUAUUGGCCAACAUCAUUUGUUGAUGGUGGUAGAGGGAAAAUCAACAAGUGACCAUCACAGACAGAAGAGGCCCAAAAUGGCCGCAUCAGAGCAUACCAGCCCGUCAGCGUCUACCCCAUCAAGAAUGGCUGAAGCGCCGCAAGCACGUUUUGAAGAGAUUGAAAUAUGGCUUGACCAGCAUCCUGAGUUCACACACGACUAUUUUGCACGGAAAGCAACACGAAGUAUGAUCGAUGGUUGGUACAUCGCUACCGCUGUUUCGCAGGGUGUCAAACCGGCGGCUGGUGACGUUAACCAUUCACCAAACAGCUCAUCUGGCAGCAACACGCCUGUAAGGAAAGUAUCCGCCUCAGAUUUUGAACUUCGUGAAGCUGGUGGUUCGCUUGGUCGUAUGGUUCAGACGGUUGACGGUUCACCAAGCUUUCUCGGCCCAUCUCUGCAGCGCCAAGGGAAAUUGUCGCCUCCGGUGCGAUCAAGGAAGUCCAUCAACGAACUGAAACAACUUGAGGACCGGAGAAUUCUUAUGGAGCUUGUAAAAGAUAUUGCCAAUGAUCUUGACCAGAACAGUCUCUGUCACAAAAUUUUACAAAAUGUGUUGAUCUUGACUCGAGCAGAUCGUGGAUCACUUUUCUUGGUUCAGGGGAAGGGAACCGAGAAUUGCUUCCUCGUGAGCAAACUCUUUGAUGUUACGAUUGAUUCAACUGUCGAGGAGUCUGUUGGUAAAGAGGUAGUGAAGGUACGGUGGGGUAAAGGCAUUGUGGGAUAUGUAGCGAAGACCGGAGAGACAGUCAAUAUUGCAAAUGCAUAUGAGCAUUUCCACCUUGCUAUUUCCAGACUACACAGGGUUGAGUGGCUUGAGUGAAAAGAAAAACUGGUGAAUGGUAAUUCUGGUUUUCGCUUUGAUCUUACCAGUUCAUCAUAAAACUUUCAGGUACUAUUGUUACUUGGUUGGUCCCUGGGUUGGCCAUUCACACUCAAUAGCUCACCCACCUUUUGUUUAGCUUCAUAACUUCCUCCCCUCAGGAUCCAAUAAGCCAUGUCUGAGGGAGUUGUCGGUUUUUUUCCCCAAUUAACGGCCCAACUGGGUACAAUUUCAUGUCAUCUCAAGGACUAUUAAAUCUACAGCUUGAACUACAACAGUACCUUAUCAAUGCUGGUAAAACUCCACCAGACACCAUCCCAUUUAUUCAGGUUUAGGGAAGAAUUGUAAACAGAUAAUUCAAACCAAAAAUUAAAGCAUCGCUUAUACCAGUGACGUAACGUCUAUGUGCUCUCGUGCGGCUUUCCGCAUUGCCCCCCAACUCCAUCGUUACGCCUCUGGUUUAAUCAGGAUUAUUACAUAGCUUCGCAAGUGGAACAAAUUUUUGUACAAAUUUGGUAAUGUUUUGAAAGAACAUUUUCUUUAAAAAUGGUGUGGAAGAGGCUUCCCUGACUGCUGGAGGAGGUGUAUUCCUUAAUAGCGAGACCAGACAUUGAAAAUGCUCUGUCACUGACUCGUUUUAUUGUACUAUAUGUGGUAUUGAGAACAGCUUUUUAGAUGAUAAGCGAACACUGCCAGCAAGAUUGUAGUGGUUGAUAUAUUUGCUAAUAUUUUGCACGAUUUUAAGGAGUGCAAGUUGUUUUGCAUUUUUAUUUAGUUUACAAUUUAAUUGGCAUGGACCUGUAUUGACCAAUUAUUACUGAAAAGUAUAGUUUAUUAAUGAAUUAUGGUCAUUUUAAGUUAAUUUUUAAAGUAACCAUGAUUUCAGGAUUUACUACAUUUUACUAUUACUGUGUAAAAAUAAUAGCCAUUCAUAAAACAUUUAGGACUGAAAAUAUCUUGCUAAUGUAUUGUUCAGGUAAUUGUCUGAUCUGAAGGACAAGGCAAUGUAAUUGUAAGUAAAGCUCUAAUUAAUGUAUAUUAUCAAUGGACUAUUGAUCUUGGAUUUCAGAUUAAAUUGCAUAAUUAUGAUUAUAGCAGAGAUGCUGAGAAGGAACAUAUUUUUUAAAACAAUUGGAUGUGAAAUAUCAUAAAUCUUAUGGAUAUUAAUAUUAUUCAUUUCAAAAAGUGACUUUUGACUAAUUUUACAGUAAAUUACACACCAUGAAUAGCAUGUGGCAUAGUGGUGGUGCUUCCAACCAAGCUUUUGGUUCGAGUCACUGUUCACAUUAAUUUGUGACCUUGGAGAAAAUAAUAGUACAUGGGUCUGUAUUAUGGAUAUCAAGUCUGUUGUUGGAUGUGUGGAUGCCAAGAUGUUUGGACAUGCUGGCCUUGAAAAUUGUUAGAAGGAUACUGCACUAAUAUUAUUUAAUGCAUAUUUUUUAUUUAUGAUCAUUGCUGUAAUUAUUUUUAUUCUUAUUGAUUAAAUAAUAUUGUGGAGAA
Anneissia japonica is the source of this 2597-nucleotide messenger RNA. Its product is annotated as dual 3',5'-cyclic-AMP and -GMP phosphodiesterase 11-like. The transcript is spliced from 3 exons. Gene Ontology annotation, molecular function: protein binding. The record is from RefSeq and is a predicted model, not a curated record. Lineage: Eukaryota; Metazoa; Echinodermata; Crinoidea; Comatulida; Comatulidae. The coding region runs from base 258 to 1097 and encodes 279 amino acids.